Molecule: messenger RNA, 1907 nt
Organism: Selaginella moellendorffii
Lineage: Eukaryota; Viridiplantae; Streptophyta; Lycopodiopsida; Selaginellales; Selaginellaceae
Product: FAD synthase
Exons: 16
Coding region: 31-1581 (516 amino acids)
Biological process (GO): FAD biosynthetic process
Molecular function (GO): FMN adenylyltransferase activity
Source: RefSeq, a predicted model, not a curated record
UCCUGUUUAGGGCUCUUGGGAGCUACAGGGAUGGAGAUUUGCCGGGCUGUGGACGCGAGCUGCGAUCGGAGGCUCCAGGCCAAGUACAAGCACGCGAUGUUUGUGAUCGAUCGAACGCUGGCGCUCUACAGGCCGGAUGAGGUCGCAUUUAGCUUCAAUGGGGGAAAAGACUCUACGGUUCUUCUUCAUCUUUUAAGAGCUGGCUAUGCAGCUUUGAAGUCUAAAUUGUCACUGCCGGCAGAUGCUGAAGAUCGGAUUCGAACGAUUUAUUUCGAAGGUCCCGAUGCUUUCCCAGAGAUUGAUUCCUUCACAUACGAGACAGCACAAGAAUAUAACUUAGAGCUUGAAGUUUUAAGGCAAGACUUCAAGUCAGGUUUGGAAGCUCUAUUAAAAAACAAGCCUAUUAAGGCUAUAUUCUUAGGCACGAGAAUUGGCGAUCCGAAUGCAGUGGGGCAAGAGCAGUUCUCACCAAGUUCUACUGGCUGGCCGCCGUUCAUGCGCGUGAAUCCAAUCCUAGAUUGGUCUUACAGAGACGUAUGGGCAUUUUUACUGGCUUGCAAAGUUCCUUACUGUAAAUUAUAUGAUCAAGGGUACACAUCUAUUGGAAGCGUACAUGAUACCGUUCCGAAUGAAGCAUUGUAUAUCGAUUCUUCGGUGGAAGAAGAUUGCCCUGAGUUAGGAUUGUCGAGAAAGAAGGCUUACAAGCCAGCUUAUUUAUUGCGCGAUGGAAGGCUUGAAAGGGCGGGACGGUUGAGAAAGCAACCGAGAAAGGACUAUCAGGGCCCGGGUGUUGCAAAUGGUGUUGAAAAUACGGAUACUCAGGCCAACGUUGAUACUUUAUAUGCUGCAUCUGUCUUGUCAGUCGGUGAUGAGCUCUUGAGAGGAGAUAUGGACGACCAGAUGGGUACAUUCUUAAGCAAAGAGCUUUUCUCUCUAGGCUGGACUGUUACGCGUCGUGCAGUCGUUCCAAAUGAUGUUGACGCAGUUGCCGAGGAAAUCGAACAGAGAUCAAGUGCGAGCGAUAUUGUCUUAGUUUGUGGAGGUGUUGGACCUUUGCAUUGUGAUGUAACCCUGGCCGGCGUGGCAAAAGCUUUUGGAGUUCGAUUGGCUCCUGAUGAAGAGUUUGAAGAGUAUCUUCGUCAACUUGUUGGAGACAACUGUGCAGGGGAUCAGAAUGCGAUGGCGAGAUUGCCAGAAGGAAUCACUGAGCUUUUGCAUCACAAACGGCUCUCUAUCCCAGUGAUAAAAUGUCGAAACGUGUUUGUACUGUCGGGUCCAACGAUUAGGGACUUCAAGCUACAAUACCAGUGCCUUUUGGAGCUGAGCAAAAGCCGCGACUUUCUCGCUACCCAGCACCCCUUUUGCUUGAUACGGCUCGAAACACAAUUGUCUAAAGUAGAAAUAGCGAAGCCUUUCUCCCAAUUGGCUGCAGAGUACCCGGAUUUGACACUUGGUUGCUACCACCAGCAAGAUGACAAAGGCGCUCCUGUCAUUAACAUCAUGGGAAAGAAUCCUGUACGCGUCAAAGCGGCAGCCUGUGCAUUGCGUGCUCUAGCGCCAAAGCAAGCAUUCCCAGCGUGAGGAAAAGCACCAGUGACGACGCAUGGAAUAAGCUUGUACGGGCAGUAGAAAAACAAAGGUAGCUCCCAGUUUUUCUUUGUCUGCUUACACUAGUGAGCUCUUGUUUAUUAGAGACGCGGCCACAAAGCUCUAGCAAAGUGUGCAUUACAAUCGAAAAAAAGAAUUAAGGCUGGGGAAGAGUGCCUGCUACAUUAGCAAGUCAUGAAGAAUGUCACGGAGCUAGUCUCAUUAAUUCCAAGGUAUAAUCUUUGCAGCGGAGUUCUCGUCGGGCAUUGUCUAUUUGAUAUUUGUUAAUGAAGUUUUACCAUGCUCUAUGGUUGGCUCAA